AUGGAGCAUGCGCAUUUAUACCCUGAAUCGAUUUAUGGAUCUAAUAAACUACACGUCGGUACCCAACCACUGGAGAAUGUAUUGAGUAGCAUAAAAGAUACACGCAGCAUACGUCUUCCACUACCGAGUUCCAUCAAACAUACAGCACAAAGACGCCGAGCAGCAUCACAUGCUAUGUCGAUUGAAUCGCUUCUUGAUAGCACUCAACCACGACCGCAACAUACAUCCCACAGAAUCGAGAAACGACGACGAGCAACAAUGAGCAAUAUCAACGAGCACAAUGAGACCGACGAGAUGCACAUACGAUUUACAAAACUACCACGCAUACAGCACCCACCAUCACCUUCUGAAAACUUGACAACAAUGACUUGUUAUCAUGCAGCUGUUGCUCAAAAGUCGUAUGGCUCAGAGAAGCGUUUCCUGUGUCCACCACCGAUAGUAUCAAUAGAGGGAAAAUCAUCAUAUCCUCUAGUGUCGAUGGCAGUAGUAUGUGAAAAUGGUGAGCGGCUUCUCGAGCAAAAAGUGCAGCUGGACGAUGAUCAACGUGGCAGCUUUCGGUUUUUACACGUUGCCGGGACAGCCAAAGCGAAGCAGUUUUAUCUGAGAGUGAGUCUAACUCAUAAUCCAGCGAGCAAUUGUUAUGCGAUAUCGCCACCACCAGCACCACCCUAUGUCAGCUUUGUAUCGAGUCCGGUCACCAUUAUAUCAAAGCCGUCCAAAAAAACUUGCAAAGCGCGGAGUGUAUCGAGCUGCAUAGUAUCUAGUGCACCAGUGGCGUUGUUUAAUCGCAUAAAUUCACAGACGGUGCGUACAAAAUACUUGGCUACAGAUGAUGGUCGUUUAUGUGCCAAGAAUUCCAUGUGGUCUCCCUUUGAUAUUAUCGUGCUUCGACAACCUCCAGCUGAUGAAGGUGGUAGCGAGAUUAUGGAUACAAAUGCACCAUAUGGUGGAAUGCCUAUUGUAUAUGGCUCAGAGAUCAAGUUGCGUGAUACGCAGUCUGGAAUCGAGUCCCCACCGCUUUAUAUCCGCAAGGUCGAUAAAGGCCGUAUCGUCCAUACUGCAGAAGGUCCUGUCAGCCAAAUGCAAAAGGUUGCUCUACAACUUGCAUCUUCCAACAACGAUAAUGAACAUCAACGAAUGUACCUUAGUGCAGCAGGCCCCGCUAUGAAUCCUUCAUCACCAACACAAUCUAGUUCAAUCGACGAUAAUGGUAGCAACAAUAACAUCAAUGCAGCAGCAACAUGGCUUGAGUUUGUAUCGUCAAGAGUGGUGGCUGAUAAACCUAGGCAGGAUCCUGCUGAGCGAGUGGACGACUUUGUAACAUGGACUAUCGUCGGCAUUGCAAAGUUUCACUACAACUACGUUGAGCCUAUAGCUGAAGAUAGUAAUAACGUUCGAUCACAAGGGCUUACAUCUUCCAAUGUCAAUGUAUCCAGCAGCCACACUCAUAGUCGGACAAUGCCGCAGCCAUCACCCCCACCAUCGCCCCCACCUCGUAGAAUCAUGCCACUCCCACUGGUAUCAGCUGUACGAUGUUAUGAUAUGGGGACACUUGAAUUGACAGGCCAACACCUGAUACAACCAUCAAAUGGGCGACUACUUGAUGUAUGGCUUGGAGCACAUGGACCACUACACCUCAAAAACCAGAUACACCUCGAUGACGGGUCACUCACUCUCAUAUUUCAACUUCCAUCACUGCAUAACUUAGCUGCUGCUCAUCAUGGUAACCUCGUAGCACAUUCAGAUGGUACACAACGUUUCGAGUUGCCACUUCUUCUCAUGCGCCAAGACGGAUCCAUGUUCCCUUCCGGUAAAGGCAUUGCUUGCUCUCUCUUACCUUCAGGUUUACCUACGUAUCCAGUAUACAUUAUCUCACGUGGUUGA
Molecule: messenger RNA, 1884 nt
Organism: Lichtheimia ornata
Lineage: Eukaryota; Fungi; Mucoromycota; Mucoromycetes; Mucorales; Lichtheimiaceae
Exons: 1
Coding region: 1-1884 (627 amino acids)
Biological process (GO): regulation of transcription by RNA polymerase II
Cellular component (GO): nucleus
Molecular function (GO): RNA polymerase II cis-regulatory region sequence-specific DNA binding; DNA-binding transcription activator activity, RNA polymerase II-specific
Source: RefSeq, a predicted model, not a curated record